AUGACGACCUUGAUAAUAGUUGUGUUGGUUGCAGUGAAAGUUGUUGAGUCAGAUGAUCGCUGGAGAAACUCGAGCAGAUGGGCCAAUGAUUCCUUGCAACAAAUUGUUAGAGAGCAUAGGUUAUACAAAGAUAUGAUGAACAUGGAGAAAAUGACGCCAUUGAAAUCAAGCAGAGUCAUCCACUCACCACAACCGUACGAGGUCAGAUUGCAAGGCGGCCGAACUUCGAGCGAAGGUCGUGUAGAAAUUCUGAUUGGCGGGAUGUGGGGAGUUAUCUGCCCGGACAGCUGGACCAACCUGGAGGCCAGAGUCGUUUGCUACCAACUCGGUCUCGGAUAUUCAAGGAAUGCUCUCAAGACAGGAGCUUUCAAAGGGGAUAAAAUGGUUCGGCUGGCAUCAGGAAUUGAAUGUGACGGCAACGAAGAGAAGCUGUCCGACUGUCACCAUCGUCAUUACGGAGACGACACCGAGUGCACGGUCUCUUCGAAAUGGGUGGCUGCCGUCAUGUGCUCAUUCCGACUGCCUGAUUUAGUACCGAACGCGACGAUGAUCCAGAAGUCUAUGUACCUGCAGGACCAACCGAUGGCCUAUCUGCAGUGCGCCAUGGAAGAGAACUGCGCCGCACCUGAGGCUUUUGUCCUCAGGGAGAAAAGAUCAGACUGGCAAUCGAUAAAGCGGAGGUUGUUGAGGUUUUCAGCGAUGACGUGGAACUUCGGGACCGCUGAGUUCCUGCCGCACGGAAGGAAGGAUGAUUGGGAGUGGCACCUCUGUCACAAACAUUAUCACAGCAUGUCAAACUUCGCGGAAUACGACAUCAUCGACCAGCUUGGCAACCGAGUGGCACACGGGCAUAAGGCCAGUUUCUGUUUGGAGGACAACUACUGCAUCGAUGGUGUCAAAAAAUUCUACGCUUGCGAUGGCUUUGGAGAUCAAGGUGUAACGAUCGGGUGUGCGGACAUCUACGCUCACGAUAUUGACUGUCAGUGGGUGGACAUCUCUGAAAUGUCAGUUGGAAAUUUCACGUUUAAGAUGAAAGUUAACCCGGAAUAUCAUGUCGGUGAACUUGACUUCGACAACAAUGCAGUCCUAUGUGACCUUGGAUACCUGGGCGGUUCCAUAAAAGUUUCAAAUUGUAAACUGGCUAGAGGGUGA
This is a messenger RNA of Helobdella robusta, 1152 nucleotides long. RefSeq lists its product as hypothetical. Lineage: Eukaryota; Metazoa; Annelida; Clitellata; Rhynchobdellida; Glossiphoniidae. The transcript has 10 exons. Gene Ontology annotation, cellular component: membrane. Gene Ontology annotation, molecular function: copper ion binding; protein-lysine 6-oxidase activity. Gene Ontology annotation, biological process: peptidyl-lysine oxidation. The record is from RefSeq and is a predicted model, not a curated record. The coding region runs from base 1 to 1152 and encodes 383 amino acids.